Messenger RNA from Leptopilina boulardi, 5138 nucleotides. RefSeq lists its product as uncharacterized. The transcript has 2 exons. Bases 39 to 4829 code for a protein of 1596 amino acids. The record is from RefSeq and is a predicted model, not a curated record. Lineage: Eukaryota; Metazoa; Arthropoda; Insecta; Hymenoptera; Figitidae.
UAAAAAGUGGACAAAAUACAACCAAGAGGAUCAACACAAUGAACAACACAACAAUCAUUGUUGAGCAGUCACAGAACUUUCAAUUUCUUUCCGUUUGUCACUACAUUAAUCUUCUUGGUAUUAUUUUUCAUAAUAAAAAUUAUAUUACAUUUGAGCAGCAAAGUCAACCUGACAUUGUUGUCAACACUUUAAUUGAGCGUCUAACGAAAUCGAAAAAUGAAACCCGCAUGAAAAGUUACAUUCUAAGAGAAUUACUAAAAGAAACUGAUCUCUAUGGUGGUGAAAAACAUGAAAUGCUUGACAUGAAAUAUGUAAACGAAACAUUUAAGUACAUCAUUAAUGGGGUACUAUUUCCCAACUAUAGCAACAUUAAUUUGUAUUUGGCUGAAAUGAUUCAGAAUUCAGAUAAUUUAAAUUAUUCAAUUUUUAAGAAAACCGUGUAUAAUCAUCUCUUGCAACAUCACUUCAAUUGGGAGUACUGUUCGCAAAAAAAUUACACAUCAACACUACCUCAAUUGACAAUUAAAAAAAUUUUCGACGACUACAUUUGGUCAAUUUUUCCCCAACCCGAAGAAGACAUGAGCAUAAUGGACGUUAAAUACAUUUAUUCAAUGGUAGGUUUAAAUAUUCUCAGGUCCACGUCAUCGGAUGAACCAAAUCUUUCGUUCUCGGAAUAUAUUUUAAUCUCGCGAGAACUUGAUUUGCAGCAUAUCGAUAAUGAAACCUAUAAAAUUGUAUUAUCGUAUUACUCAACUGCAGCUUUAUUUUUUUAUGCCUCUAAAGGCAAAGGAAUAAAUAAAAUUAAUUUAAAUGAUGAAUUUUGGAGAGAAGCUUAUAAAAUUUUAUUUACCGAAAUUGAUAUCAAAAUGAAUGAAAUUGUAAGUAAAGAAAUUGAGAAUAGUUUGCCUUACAAACUGGAAAGGCAAAUCAAUAAUACCAAAACUCGGACGAUGAUUGCCCGCGAAAUACUUCUUCUUUAUUGUUAUCCUUCUGUCCAUGGUGAUUCGUCAUUGUAUCGUGCCUAUAUAGAAGGAUAUGUGUACUUGUAUAAAAGCACGUACCUUUUUCUACUAAAAACUUUUCUCCAGCAGAGAUGCAAAACAAGUCAUUUUCCAGAUUUAAAAAAUGUAUUUCUUAAGCAAUUUCCAAAACUAGAAAAACUGUACAAAGAAAUGAUAAGAAAUUCAAUUUCGAAAGUCUUAAUCGACGGUGGUUUAUUAGAAAAAAUGAAUCCAAAUGUUACAGUGAAUUCUGUAAAACCAAUACUUCACACAAAAUGUUACACUCCUUGUAGUAUCGACAUGAAAAUAAACGAAGACAUACAUGUAAUAUUUGCAAUAAUUGAAAACAAAAAAAAAGAAUACUACGCUAUUAGACAAGUGAAAGAUGAAUUGACAUUAAUUACAAGAAAUGGAAAUGAAAAAGAAUUUCUUAGCGCUAUUAUCGAUCCUAAAUAUUUAAAACUGCUCAAAUCAGAUAAAGAGUAUUUUUUUGAACUGUCACCGUAUAAAUAUAAAAAUGAAAAUUAUAAAUUUUUUGUUGAAAGAAUUGCCAAUAUGAAGACAAAGGCGUUUAUAACAAACAUGACAGAAGUAUAUAAUGAGGAAGUUCUUGAUGAAAAAAUUUCAAAUAUCGUGAAAAUUUUUAUCCCAUUAUACAAUUGUAUUGAAAGUUCAAUAGCAGGUGACAUAAGUGGAGCCACGUUAAGUUGUAGCCUGGAUAUUUUAAGUUUUCUUCCAGUUAUAGGUUUCUUUGUAUCAAAUUCAUUUAAGAUAGUCAACGGUGUCGGAGGUUCAAUUAUUAAGAAUAUUUUUAUGACAAACGCUGUUGCAAAGACAGCCGGAAUUGUGACCAAAAUGUCAUUAAGUGCAGCGUUAAAGGCAAUUGCAAAAGAUUCUGUUAUUACAAUCGCAAAACAAAUUUUAACUAAAGAAUUCUUUAAAGGUUUAACAAUAGCCUCCCUUCGAACACUAGAUCCUGGAUUUGAAUUACUUCACUCAAUGGGCCGCUUUAGUUUUAAAAUGUUAGGAAAACUGGUUAAAAAUUUUGAAUUAGUUUUUAAAACUAUAUCACAAGCUAAAAAUUUUAUAUUAUCACUAAAAACCUUAUUAAUGAACAUGCAACGAAGUAUACAUCUGUUAACUGACAUAAGGGGAUUAGUACCAAAGGUUUUAUUGAAGAAAAAUAAUUAUGACAUUGUUAGAUACCAUUAUCCUGGUGGUUCACGUUUAUUUGGACCUGAGUACAUAAGAUCAAUUGACACAAUUGCCGAAUUAAGAACCGUGCAAGGAGCUUCAUAUAAGGUUCCAGUUGUUCCAGUAAAAUCAUCCGGUGAAAUUUCUUACAAAGAAUUUGUUCCAGAAAUUAACAGUAUAAUUGGACCCGAAAUGAAAAUGGAUAACAAUGAUCUUCUUCGUCGAGUUAAAUAUAUGGUAGCGGAUAUGGUGGCUAAUGGACCGGAAAUGAAAAUAACUCGUGAUUAUCAAGUCUAUCCUAUUACAAUAGAAUGGAAAAUAAAACCUGCGAAUGAAUACGACGAAAAAUUAGUGUUACAAAAAGCAUCUCAACCACUAUCGGAUGAAUCCAAUCUGUUAGAAGAAAUAAAUCACAAUGUUCAGUCACAGAAGGGAAACUUAGAGGUACAAAAAGUACCAGAAAUUUUUGAACAAUAUCAUCAUAAAAAAUUUUCUCAUGAAAAGAGAAAAAAUCCAAAUAUAAUGCGGGAAGAUAUGGAAAAUAUUAAUCAACAUCUACAAAAAGCAGAAGAAUCAUUGAUUAAUAUCCCUAAGACUUCAAUACAUUCUGUACAUGAAAAACCAAACACAAUCAUUAAAGCAGGUGAUAUAUCAAACAGUUUCGAAUAUUCAACACCACAACUGCAAAGAUUACAAGAAUUUGCGGAUAGUAUCCCAGGAACGUCGAGACAAACUUUCCAAAUUAAACCAAACUUAAAUAUUGAAAAAGUCGAAAUAUUAUCAGAAAAUUACGUUCAUUCUUCGCCAUAUGUGAAAGAAAUACUAGAACAAGUGAAAAAAAAUCCAUAUCUAAAUCCAGAUAAAAGAAAAUUAGAUACAAUUUCAGGAAAUAUAGAAAGUAUUGCAACACAUCAACAUAAAAAACCAAAAACAUUGGAUUUGGAUGAUAUCCCCGGAACGUCAAAACAAAAUGUACAUCAAAAUUCAAAUUUAAACAAAAAAAAUGUAAAUACAUUAUCCGAAGGUUUAGAGAACUCUGCACAUCUACCAGUACAAAGACUGUUACCUAACUCCGGGUUUAAAAUAAAAGAAUUUCUACUUGAUCCAAACUUCUACGAAGCGAUGUUAAAAACCCCAACUUACACAGAUUAUGUAGAUUUAUUAAAAUUAUGUAAAUACCAACGUUUAAGCGUUAUGAUGAAAAAAGAAAGUAAAAUGUUAAAUUUACGUUAUGCUUUAAAUAAUCUGGCUCGUUUUCAAAUAGAUAAAAGAUUUCCAUUAAAAAUACCACGUAAACUCUAUUUCACUCAAGAACUUAGCGACAAUGAACUUUCAAAUUUGUUAAAUAAAUUGAAAACAAAAGAAUUUUUCUUUAAUGACAUUACUAUUUUGACAAAUAAAGAAUCAAUGAUUUUCGAACCAUCAGUAAUUUCAGGAACAGAAGUACGUUACAGCAUAACAACUACUUCGGCAUAUGGAUUUGUAGACUUAACUAAGUUUCAUAAAGACUUUGAAAAUGAUUACAUAACAUUUAGCGAUGUUUUAUUUACAUUUAAGGAUAUUUCUGAUAGUGAAAGUAACAAAAUUUUAAAUAUUGAAUUAGAGCAAAAGAAAAUAUCAUUUAAUUCUUGGUAUCAUUGUUUAGAUUUGGAUUUGAGACAAUUGUAUCAGUUGGAAGAAAAUGCACAAUUAUCAAGAAUGAAAGAGAUUAAUAAUGUUGCCAUUUUAUUAUUCAAGAAUAAUCCUUUAACUAGCUUAAAGGCAGUAAGAAACAAUCUUCAAGAGUAUAUUUUAAGCACAAAACCAAGUUUAGAUGUUCCAAGUUAUCAUGAAUUUGCUAAUGAAAUGAUAAAUGGUAAAUUUACGCAUUCUUAUCAGGAUUGGAAAAUAAAUGCUCAUCCCCAUAUUUUGGACGUGUUACAUAAAAGAUAUUUAGAUAGUAUUUCUACAGUGAAAGAAGCAGAAAAAAGAAUUAAAGAAAUAUAUGGUUUCACUUAUUUACAAAAUAUAGAUGAAGCUUUUUCUAAAUAUAAUAAAAUCAAAGAUAUUAGACAACAUCUUCGAUUUGAGGAUUAUUAUAUUUUGUAUUCCUACACGCAGAGAGGGAGUUUAUUAAAUAUUGGUGUACAAAGACGACUGGAUGCUGCAGUUAAUCGACUUGCGCUUAGACAAAGUGACACAAAUAGAGUAAAUUUAAUGUUUCAUCGUGCUGAAAUGAUUGAUAAAGAUUAUGCUUCGCGCCUUUUAGAAAUGGAGGAAAAACAUUCUAUUAGACUUAAUAAGCAUAUGAUAGUGUUUCCAGAUCGUGAAAGUCAAUUAGCAAAUUGUCUGAGUAUGAAGCGUAGUUCAUCAGAAAUUCCGUUGUUAAUGGAUAUUAGAUUAAAAAAUACGGCCGGUCUUGCUGACGUUACUAGUGUUAUUUCCGAGGGAAAUCCAUUUUAUGUCAUUUCAUCGAGGUCUGAUAUUAUAUUGGAGAAUAUAGUAUAUCUUGACAAAAUUGGAGAUACGGAAGUGAUGAUUAUGAAAAUGGUGGAUGGUGGAAGUUCAACGGAAAAAAGAAUGGUUAAUAUCGCAAAGAAUCUUGAGCAAUUAUAUUCCACAGAUACCAAGUUUUACUCGGAAUUUGGUAAUUAGAUUUCUGUAAAAUUUCUUGUUUUUAAAAUAAUAUAUACAGUGUGCGUGUCACAUAUAUAUAUAUAUAUAUAUAUAUAUAUAUAGGACAUUAAUCAACGUAUUGGUGUUGGGAAAAAAUAUCUACUUCUUAUCUAGAUUGUAAAAUUAUCAUCUCUGAUGAUUUCAAUUUAACUAAUUCGAUGGUACAUAAACUGAGUUGUAAGGUUAAUCAUUUUUAUAGUGAUCUUCACUUUUUUGGUCGCUUAAUACAUUUAUAAAAGAUUUACGUAAUAUAUGUUUUUUUCGACAAGCAAUAACAAUAAUGUAUCC